AUGAUGGCUAUGAACAGUAAGCAAGCUUUCAGCAUGCACCCAAUCCUCCAGGAGCCCAAGUACACCAGCCUGCACUCAAGUUCCGAGGCUAUGCGCAGAGUUUGCCUUCCAGCCCCUCAGCUCCAGGGCAAUAUAUUUGGAGGCUUUGAUGAGAGUCUGCUGGCCCGUGCUGAAGCUCUGGCGGCUGUGGAUAUUGUCUCACACGGCAAGAACCAUCAUUUCAAGCCAGACAUUACCUACCAUACCAUGAGCAGUGUCCCAUGCACUUCUACCUCCUCCACGGUUCCCAUUUCCCAUCCCUCCUCGCUGACAAGUCACCCUCACCACUCAGUGCAUCAAUGUUUGGAAGGAGAUCUUCUGGACCAUAUCUCACCUACCUUGACUGUAAGUGGCAUGGGCGCAUCUGACCAUACGGUGAUGUCCUCACAGAUCCAUCCACAUCACCUGGGAGCCAUGGGACACCUGCAUCAAGCCAUGAGUAUGGGCCACCCGCACUCAGUGUCUUCUCACAAUGGCAUGGCUUGCAUCAACGACGUGGAGUCUGAUCCAAGGGAGCUGGAGGCAUUUGCUGAGAGGUUCAAGCAGAGGAGAAUCAAACUUGGAGUGACCCAGGCAGACGUCGGGGCAGCUUUGGCCAACCUGAAGAUUCCAGGUGUUGGGUCACUAAGCCAAAGUACCAUCUGCAGGUUUGAGUCAUUGACCCUUUCCCACAACAAUAUGAUCGCCCUGAAACCGGUUCUCCAAGCUUGGUUGGAAGAAGCUGAGGCUGCCUAUAGAGAGAAGAACUCCAAACCUGAUCUAUUCAAUGGCAGUGAGAGAAAACGCAAGCGCACUUCUAUAGCUGCACCAGAGAAAAGAUCUUUGGAAGCUUACUUUUCUAUCCAGCCUAGACCUUCAUCGGAGAAAAUUGCAGCCAUUGCUGAAAAGCUGGACCUUAAAAAGAAUGUGGUGCGAGUGUGGUUUUGUAAUCAAAGACAAAAACAGAAAAGGAUGAAAUAUUCUGCAGUUCAUUAACUGGACAGCUGGUAAAUAUCUGCACACACACAAAAAAUCUUGACUUUUUAGAGAUUUCAUUUGAAGAGCAGGGAUCUUAGAACUUAAAGAGAACUCCAAGUAAAUACAAGAAGCCAUCAACCUACUUGAUUGAUUUAUUUAUGUUCCUUCUUCAUCAGCAGAGAGUGUCUAUCACAUAAUCACAAUUUAUGGAAACUGUUUUUGGAUGGCUGAUGUCCAACUUAGAAAACAGUGAACCUCUCACACUCAUCACUACUGGUUAACUUCAUCCACAGACUUCAUCCACAAAUGGUUCUCCACUUCCAACCUUACUGGUUACUUGUCUUGAUUUUUUAAGAUACAUUGCAAUAACUACUGAACAUCCUUCACACUGAGCUACAAAAGCUCGUCCUACUGGUUCUUGUGAUUUCCUUAAUACAACUAUUAUAAUGUGUGUUACAAAUCACUUUACACAGUUAGCUAAAUCGCUACCCCACUUCCCACCCCAAAAAAGAGGAAAUUUUACAAGCAAACGGUAGGUUCGGUUAUACUUUAGUAAACACACAUUGAUGUGAAGUAUUAUUUUUAAUGAUAUUUCUUUUUUCUCCUUUUAUUCCUAGCAGCUACAAAAAUGCUAAAUAAUAAAUGAGAAUUGUAACGCAAUUUUCAUCUGAAUCUUGUGUUUGUAAUUAAAGAUCACUUUGUUCUUACUCUAUGUACUUAAUCAGCCCUACAAAUUCUCCUAAUUCGUUUUUUGUUGUAAAAUCUAAGAAUUUGUCACCUUUUAUUGCCCCACCAGGUAAGAUCACACUGCACACUGUGACUGUCCAAAUAGUUACAUGGUAUCAUUUUGUAACAGAAUUAUAAAAUGCAACUUUUCCCUCACUUUCCUCUAUUAACAAAUAAAUGUAUCAUUUUUGUUCCUUUUAAAUUAUUGCAUCUAACACUUGUAUGAUACACAGGGGGGAAAAAAAAUCAGGUUCAUUUGAAAACGUUUAAACUCAGUAUUUUAAAUCCAUACUUCACUAUGCAUUUAAUAUUUUACAUCGAUGUAUUUUGUGUAGUUAUUGUGUUGGUGUGUGACUAUAUAUAUAUAAAUAUAUAUAUUUUUUGUUCUUUGACUACAACCUGAAUUAACGUUGUUUAAUUCCCCAAAUUAACAUCUGCAAUAAAUACUUUAUUUUUGAAGUUUAAAUACUGUUCCAUUUCAUUGCCAGAGGCACCUCAUCAAUAAAUUAU
Messenger RNA from Spea bombifrons (plains spadefoot toad), 2232 nucleotides. RefSeq names its product POU class 4 homeobox 3 (gene POU4F3). Bases 1 to 1014 code for a protein of 337 amino acids. The record is from RefSeq and is a predicted model, not a curated record. Gene Ontology annotation, biological process: regulation of transcription by RNA polymerase II. Gene Ontology annotation, molecular function: DNA-binding transcription factor activity, RNA polymerase II-specific; RNA polymerase II cis-regulatory region sequence-specific DNA binding. The transcript is spliced from 2 exons. NCBI's taxonomy places the organism in Eukaryota, Metazoa, Chordata, Amphibia, Anura, Pelobatidae.